This is a messenger RNA of Pocillopora meandrina, 2545 nucleotides long. NCBI's taxonomy places the organism in Eukaryota, Metazoa, Cnidaria, Anthozoa, Scleractinia, Pocilloporidae. The record is from the annotation of a GenBank genome assembly.
AUGGCGGCCUCCUUGCGAGUUGUUUCUCGACGACUGUUUGUCAGAAACAACCUCCGUGGCGUCGUGGCCCUCCACUUUUCGGCUCCAAAUUCUGCUUCUCCAGAUAAAGUGACUCACACUGGACAGGUGGUUAAGGAUUUCGCUUAAUUACGGCACAGUCAAAAUUUUUAAUGACUUAAAUGACUUUUGUGGGCACAUAUAUCAGACUUGUAACGCUAAUUAAGUUCUCUGAAAUUUGUAGCAAUGGGAACCAAACGAUUACAGAAUGGCCCGCUUUACAGACAGGCCAAAGGAGGUAAGGCAUUUUUAUUUACAAGCAAGGUAUUACAGGCCAGCUUUGGCGCAAUAAAGAGCUGACUGGGUGGUAUCAUCAGUAAACAUUUAAGUCAUAUUGCAUCACAUGCAGUUUAUCGUGCAACUUUAAGUUCUAAUUUUCGCCUACCUGUAGGUAAAUGAGAAGUUUGCAAUUGACCUGGUCGCAGAAGAACCACCAAUUGAGAUUCAUGGGCGUCAUGUAUGGUGUGAUGGAGGUUAAGUCUUCUUCCUUGCCUUACUGCUUUGUAUUGUUUGAACCUAAGAGUGAUCGGUAUUUGUGUAGUCUGAUGGUGUGAGCAAGAUUUUAAAAAAGAGUUUUGGGCAAGAUUUCCGCACAGCCCCAUACUUCAUUAUUCAUACAGUGCUAAGAUAAAGAAAACAAUGGUGAAAGCAAUGAUUGCCUGACGAACUGCUGCUUUGUUUUACUAUAGAAUGGGUUUAUAUGGAAAUCUUUCCAACCUUUGCUUUAACCCCAUAUAAAAAGGAAGUCUUAGGAUUAACAGUAAAGAGUUUUUUUGGUCAUUUUUUUUUAAUCUACAAACUAGGAAAGUAUGGGGUUAUAAGGAAAUCUUGAUAUCCGACUGUUUUGAAAACUUGAGUCAGAGUCAUUGAGGUCUCUGUCAUUCACUUUUGCCCACAACUGUCUGGCAAGAUUAUCUUUACUAAGAUGAUCAGUCCUCAAAUUCAAUUUUAAAGCAUCACAUUACACUGAGCAUGUGUUCUGUGUUAAUUCAAAUUAACAAAUGUUUUAGAGGAAAAACUUAGCCUGUUCUUAAAUACUUUGUGAAUCAUUUCUAGCUGCACAUACAAAGUCUGCAUGGUUUGUUUUGUUUUUUCCUCUGUCAAAUGUACCUGUUUGGCUUCUUUCAAACUUUUAAUGUUUUAUAUAUUCGGGAGGCAGAAGAAGAGAUUUACUCUCAAAGUCGGAAAACUUUGGACACGUGAUGUAAUUUGGGACUGUAAUGUUUGUUGUGUGAUAACCAUCACACUGGAGAUCAUUACAUACAAAAAAACCACAAAUUGAUCCACUUAUCACUCUUACUCACAGAUUAGUUUUCUCACAUCUGAUUGGCAGGUAUUUUUGCCCACUUAUUUCUGAGUUCACAGUGAUCCUGGAUAAAUAAAAGCUGCAUAUUAUUAUAAGCUGUGAAGAAAAUUUGAUUUGCUUGUCUCCUCACUAAUUCUUGUUAUCUUAGGAGGAGGACCUCUUGGACAUCCUAAGGUGUACAUCAACUUGGUAGGAAUUACUGUAUUUUGUGCAAAUUUUCUGUCUGGUAAAACAAACCUCUGCAUGUUUCAUGUACAUGUACAUGUGUUGUGUCUUGAUGCCCCCCUCCCCCUCCCUCCUCCCCCUCCCCUCUUCUCUGCUUGAGGGAAUGUCUGUUAAUGGGAUAAGAGCACUUACAGACAGAUUGUAAGGUAUAGAAUCUGUCUCAGUUUUCAAUUUUUAACACAAUAACAGGUCACAGUUUUCCACACCUGUUUUCAAUAAUUCCUUACAUUCUUAAUCAACUCUGUAACUAACAAACUGAUUCAUUAUUGUGGGGAUUAUUUCCCUUUAACUAGACUAAACAUUUUUGGAUCUUAGUAUAGCAAGAUUAAGGGAUAAGGUUUGUUAGCUUAUUGUACAAUGCCAUACUUAUCAACUGGGUGGGAAGACCUUCCUAACAGUCAAUAAGCAUUUUAUCACAUGAUGGCCACUUUUCCUCUUUCUUCUUUUUUUCAUGCACUUCUUUUGUCCCACAUCCCUUCUCACACUGUCCCAUAUGGUCCUCUUAUCAAGAUUUCUAAUGAUGUUUACGGGCAAUUGGAAUUCUGUAAGAAUGCACUACACAACACAAACAAAUUAAUGUUUAUGUGCUGCAGGACCAGGAAGGACCUCAUGCCUGUGGUUAUUGUGGAUUAAGAUAUGUCAUGGUUGCUGAUCAUCACUGAAGAAAGAAGAUGGACCUGCUGCUUAAUGUUACUGUUAAGUAACUAAGAGAACUUUGAAUGACAAUGUAAAUACAAAGAGCUGGGUGACUGUUACUGGAAAUCAGUUUAUAUUAUUUUGUCAAUUUCUAACUCAUGAAGACUUCUAUCCUCUUAUGAGAGGCAAAUUAAAUCAUUUUUUAAGGAAACAAUUUCACAGACUGAAGAAAUUUUGGAAGAGGGGUGCCAGAAAAACUAAUAAAUGACUUGAAAUCCAUAUUCCUAUGUACUACUCUUCUUUGUGUUUUGUAUUGUGUGC